AAUUCUGUCGCGUGUAAGUUCCGAACACAAAAAAUAGCAUAAAAGCCUACUAGAACAGAAGACACGAAGAAAACACCCCCUGAGAGAGAGAGAGAGAAAGAGCCUCGAACAGACUCGGAGCAAUCAUAGAAUUGCAGUAGGAGGAAGAGGCUCUACAGCAGACAAAGAAGAAUCCAGAAUCUGCUUUAUCUAUUCUAUCUAUCUAUCUAUCAAUCUAUCCCUCCCCCCCAUUCAUUCUUGUUCUCUCUUAUCACAGAGAAAGAGAGAGAGACAGAGAGAGAUAGAGAGAUCUCCUUUGUCAUCCCUACAUUGCCCACUUUGUAGUGGACAAGGUAAUUCAAAUUUCUCGAAUGCCCACAAUUUGGAUUUCACCAAUUUUGGCUUUUGAUCAACACCCAUCAUAGAAUUGCCUCGGAAAACGCCACCCAUAAAAAGAUUAAUUUUUUUUUUUCCUUUUUCGAAUUUUGAUUUUUUUUUUUCGCCUUUGCUUUUGUGUGUUUAGAGGAGUUGGGAUUAGGGUUUUGAUAGUUGGUAACUAUGCUCAGCAUGUUUUGUGUUUGCUGGAUUGUUAGGGUUUCGUUGGAUCGUAACUGGGGACUCCUUCAAUUCUGCUGCUGUGGACUAAUUAGGGUUUGAUCAGACUUCAGAUUUGGGGGACCUAGUGAUUGCUUGGCCGCAUGAGCUCGAUCUUUCCCGGAAAUGGAAUUGUGGAUUUGGCGCUGUUGGGUUGAGCAUAUGAACUCUCAGAUUGCCUAAGAGUUAUGGGAACCAUUCUUUUUCUGAGCAUGGAACAAGAUUGCAUAUUACAUGAGUGAUCACAGACUUGCCGAAUCCGUAUUCCAGAGGACAAGGAUUUCUGGGUUUUUGCUGUUUAAGACCAGCUUGAUCUUCAGCUGGGGAUGAAUUUGGUCUUGGGUUCUGCUUACACCGAGGAUUAGAUUCAAGUGGGGACAGCUUUUGUUUCUCAACAAGUUGUUCGGGUUAACUUAGUUUGAGCAAGAUUCUUGGCCCGAAGAGGUUUUGUUGGACCUGUUAAUUUUAUCGAGGUUUUUGUUGGUUUUUAGUUCAGUGUAGUAGCUUUGCAGUUUUUUGGUUGAGUUGAUUCUUUUGAUGAGCCUUGGUUGAUUUUGAUAGUAUCUGCUUUUACCCAACUUGAAAAGGAUCCAAGGCUUGGAUUCAGUGUGUAUUGGAUUGGUGAAAGAGGCUUAUGGAGGUAUUCUGAUCUGGGUAUGAAUGUGGGGGCAUGGUGCAUGGACAGGAGCAUAGUUGCUGGUUCGUUCCCUCUCUGGAACAGUGCUACACGAACAUAAUUCUGGAACUUUCUUCUCGGGAAGGCACUGGUUUCUUGUAUUGUGUGAGUUUGUGCAAUGUCGCGCUGCUUUCCAUUUCCACCACCAGGAUAUGAGAAAAAAGCUAGGACAGAUGAUGUGGACGUGCUAAAAAAGGAGAAGCAGAGAGAAAAGAAGCAUAAAAAGGAUAAGAAGGACAAAGAAAAAAGAGAAAAAGAGAAAAGUGAGAAAGAUAGAAGUGAUGGAAAACAUCGGGAAAAGAAAGACAAGAAGGAAAAGAACAGAGACAAAAAGAAGGACAAGGAGAAAGACACAGACAAAGUUAAAGAUAAACUUGGUACUUCAGAUGGAACUAGAAUUCCAGGUAAAACUGAGAAUCAUGUUGCAGAGAAACUCAUUCAUAAAGAUGACAGAGACAAGAGAGAUGCUAGCCAAGUUGGAGGUUACCAGCCAGAAAAGCUUGGUCAGAACAGUCACCUGCCUGCGGAGAACAGGAACUCUGUAUCGGUGGAGGUGGCUAGGAAGACUAAGGAUGAGGCCAGAGGAAUUGGGAACCAGUUGGUUGAGAAGAUUAGUGGUUCAGACCGCAAAAAAGAUGAGGGGAUGGUCAGAUUGGUGGCCAAGGGAACUGGCAUGUUGGCUGAAGUUAAGGAAACUAGCAAGGACAAGAGAGCUGAUAUCCGAAAGCCUGAUGUGCAAGAAGUCAGAGUUGCAACACGGGUUAGUGGAAGUGCAAUGGUGCAGAACCCUGGCGGAAUGGUUCAACCCAAAGUUAAAGGAUUUCCGAAACCACUGGAGAGCAAUGUUGAAAGAAAGACUGAUGGAAAAGAAAAGACCAAAGAGAAGGAAGGUGAUGAUAAACGGGGGGAAAAGCGCAAGGAUAAAGAUAGAGAGAAGAAAACCCAGGGGAGAGAUAAGGAUAGAGAUAAAGAGAAGAAGAAGGAGGAGAAAGCAAAGAAGAAGAAUGCGUCAAAGACUGCAGAGCCAGAUAAAGAGAAGAAAAAGGAAGACAAAGCAAAUGAGAAAAAUGGUUCUAAGCAUGCAGAACCAGACAAAUCUAAAGAGACCAAUAAAGAGGUUUGUAUUGAUUCCCAGUACAGAAAACCCUCCCAACUUCCGAAGGACAACUACAAAUCUGCUGAUGCUGAGGCGAACCUUAAGAAACGAAAGGACUUGACGACAAAUGGAGUUUUGCAUGCCAAUGAAAUUAGGCCCAAUAAAUUGCUGAGACCCUCCUCUUCCUCUCAUCCAUUGACUGAAAAUGGAAGGACACUGGAGCCUUGCCAAACGUCCAUCCCAUAUGUUUCAGAUAAGCAGGGAGGAGCCAAUAGUGUUAAAGUGGAGAGCAAGGAACGUAAGAAGAAUGGCAUUAUUGAAGCUAGAUCGUCAUCUGUCUCCCCUGCAAAGCCUACUUCUAUAGCUGCACAAGCUGAUCCAUUUGCUGAAGCAUCUAUGAGACCGCCCCAUCCAGAUUCCAGAUAUCUAAGUGAGGUUUAUAUGGUUCCAAAAAUGGACAAAUUGUCUGAUGACGAUCAAGACUGGUUGUUUGGUUGCAGUGGCAGUGAUACCAAAUCAAAGAAGCCUAAGAUGGAAUCUUCACCAGAUGAGGAGACGGCAGAAGUGUGGUCAGAAGCUCUGCGGAUAGAGUCAGCUGAUGUUUGUGCUUUGCCGUAUGUCAUUCCAUAUUGAUUGGUUUCUAAUGGGCAUGCUUCACCUCCUAAAUCCGUUGUCAGCUAUCCGCUAGAAUGGCAUCUGGUGCUUGGUCAUGGAUGUUUUGAUCUGUCUACCUGCAUUCGCCUUUGAUUGGCGGUUGCACAGGGAGUAUGACGGAUGGCCUUGUUCUCAAACCGUCUUAAAUUGCUAAGGUAUCCGUCACACCAGGCAAAUGCUCUGGGACCAGGAGAGGGCUAUUUGGAUUUGAAGGGAGGUUUUCCCCACACAGCAGUACACCACUAAUUCAUUCAAAAUGAAGUUUUCAUAAGCGCGACAAGUGAAGGUUGCGUAGGAAGGGGGAUAUAUAGGUUGUGCGAUUUUUGUUUUUGAUUCGCUUAGGAGCUGCCAAUCUCUUUCUAAUUGAGAAUUUAAGAGAAACUAGAUGUGGUCUUUGCAACUCCACCACAGUUUUGAUUUGUAACAUAGAACUCUUAUUUACAAGAAAUGUAAGAUAGAGGAAAAGUAUAGUAGUUGCAUUCAUCCA
Molecule: messenger RNA, 3486 nt
Organism: Rosa chinensis
Lineage: Eukaryota; Viridiplantae; Streptophyta; Magnoliopsida; Rosales; Rosaceae
Product: DNA ligase 1
Exons: 3
Coding region: 1368-2978 (536 amino acids)
Source: RefSeq, a predicted model, not a curated record